Clunio marinus is the source of this 1363-nucleotide messenger RNA. NCBI's taxonomy places the organism in Eukaryota, Metazoa, Arthropoda, Insecta, Diptera, Chironomidae. The record is from the annotation of a GenBank genome assembly.
GAGUUUAAAGUUACUGAGUCGAGCAAGCAGUGAGUAGACCACUCAGCCGGCGAUGAUAAGAACAGUUUAACAAAUUAAGUUCAGUUUUGUUAAAGUUCUACUAGUGUUCGUAAUGUAAAUUAUUUAAGGGAAGUUCUCGAAUGCUUUAAAACCGUCUCAGUAUUUAUUUGAACUUCGUGGUGUACGCUUUGUGAGUUCGGUCUCGUAAUAUUAAAAGAUGGCGUGUUCGUUUUAUGAAUUCAUAGGACUCGCCAUAGUCGCCUUAAUAUUUUGUUCCAUUUCAAAUCGUGUUCAAUAUUACACGAAAAUGAUCGUGUUUAUAGUGUCAGCACUUUUUGCGGCUGUUUUACCUAUUCCUUUGAUGUUGCCACGACCAAGAGACUACCGAAACGCAUUGAUACCAGCAUGGUGCAUUGUAAAGGUUGGACAGCUGAUAGGCGCGUCGUAUGAAAUUCGUGGCUUGGAAAAUAUCAAUCGCGACUCUGGAGGUGUCGUGCUCAUAAAUCAUCAAAGUGCAAUCGACUUAAUAGUGCUGGGAAAAUUAUGGCCAGUCAUUGGACGUGCCACGCAAGUCGCAAAGAAAGAAAUUUUUUAUUUGUUUCCAUUUGGUCUCGCAUGCUAUUUGUGGGGAACUUUAUUCAUUAAUCGACAGAACCAAACAUCAGCUAGAAAUGUCAUUAACAGAGAAUCGAAAGCUAUCAAUGAGAGAAAGUCAAAAAUUUUAUUCUUCCCUGAGGGAACUCGAAAUCCAUCAGAAACACUUCUGCCAUUCAAAAAAGGAUCAUUUCAUGUUGCAAUUCAAGCUCAAUGUCCAAUUCAGCCGAUUGUUGUUUCACGUUACACUUACUUAGAUUCAAAACGAAAAUAUUUUGGACGUGGUCGAACGAUAAUUUCAAUUUUACCGGAAGUUAACACGAAAGGAAUGAUAAAGUCAGACAUUGAUUCGUUGGUUUCAAAUGUUCAGAAUCUGAUGCAGGAAAGUUAUGAGAAAAUAAGUGACGAAGCAUCGGCAGCUGAAAACAUGAAAUACUAUUGAAAUAUUCAAGGGAAAUUAGGAGAGAUUGACUUUUUUCUAGCCCAUCAAUAGUGUGAUAGCUUACCAUUAGUCUUAAUUUAAAAGGCUUCAGAAUCUUUUUGAAAUAUUAAAUUCAUAGUUCAAACAUUAACAAUUCAUUCCUAAGUUGUUUCCCUUGUUGAAAGUGAUGAAGUUAACUUUUAUUAAUCAAAUAUUUUUAAGCAUUUAAAUUAUUUGUAUAGUUAAUAGAAGUAAAUUGAAUGAGUGGUAAUUUAAAUUUAGGAAGUAAAGAAAGUUUAAUUUUGUUGAUUUUGUUGAGAAAUAAAAUUUUAUGUUAAAAGUAAAAGA